AUGGUGCAUGAGCUUCUGGACGAGCUUCACAGCGCCCGCUUCUUCACAAAGCUAGACUUGCGCUCUGGCUACCAUCAGCACGUCGGCCUUUUCCUCACUGCCCUCCGCGCCCACUGUCUCCACCUCAAGCGUUCCAAGUGUUCAUUUAGGGCCGCGUCCGUGGCCUACCUCGGGCACGUCAUCUUUGCAGAGGGUGUCGCUAUGGAUGCCGACAAGAUCGCGGCGGUGGUUGUGUGGCCAGGUCCGCAUUCUACUCGGGCCCUGCGGGGCUUCCUCGGGCUCGCCAGCUAUUAUCGGAAGUUCGUUCAGGGCUUCGGCGUCAUUGUAGCGCCACUAACGUGUCUCUUGCGCAGAGACGCGUUCGCUCGGGACGACGACACCGAGGCGGCCUUCCGGGCGCUGAAGGCCGCCCUCACCACGGGUCCUGUCCUCUAG
Sorghum bicolor (sorghum) is the source of this 435-nucleotide messenger RNA. RefSeq lists its product as uncharacterized. The transcript is spliced from 2 exons. NCBI's taxonomy places the organism in Eukaryota, Viridiplantae, Streptophyta, Magnoliopsida, Poales, Poaceae. Bases 1 to 435 code for a protein of 144 amino acids. The record is from RefSeq and is a predicted model, not a curated record.